Molecule: messenger RNA, 1218 nt
Organism: Aspergillus piperis CBS 112811
Lineage: Eukaryota; Fungi; Ascomycota; Eurotiomycetes; Eurotiales; Aspergillaceae
Product: FAD-dependent oxidoreductase
Exons: 4
Coding region: 1-1218 (405 amino acids)
Molecular function (GO): monooxygenase activity; FAD binding
Source: RefSeq, a predicted model, not a curated record
AUGUCCUCCCCAACCGUCCUGAUAAUCGGCUGCGGCAUCGCCGGCCCUGUCCUUGCCAUAGUACUAAAGCGCAAAGGCUACAACCCUAUUGUAUUCGAAAAGGUUCAAGCUCUUGGCGAUGCCGGUGCAUCAUUGAUGAUACAGCCAAACGGAAUGAAAAUCCUCAACCUCAUUAUCCCCAAUCGCCCGCUCCCAACCAUAACACCCCUCCAAUCCCUCUGGCACGGGACAGCGUCCGGCAAAACACUCGGCCACUCUACUCUCCCCUCGUCCUACGUGGACCGCUACACCCAGCCCGCCAGCGGAAUAAAGCGCAGCGUACUCAAUCUCCACCUGAAGACAAUCCUCCAGGAACAUGGUAUCCCACUGUACGAAGGAUACCAGCUCGAGAACAUCCACGAACACGCGAACCAAGUAACUGCAUACUUCACCAACGGAGAAUCAGUCACAGGCUCAUUCCUCAUUGGCUGCGACGGAAUCAAGUCCUCCACGAGAAACAUCCUUCUCAAUCACAAAGCAGGAAUUGCCGAAGGCCCACCAACAUUCACCGGCUUGAUUCAAGUAGCGGGGAUAUCUAAGACCCCUCAGUCCAUGGCCAAGAGAGAUAUUUCCCUGAGUAACUGGUAUGGCGAGGGCGUGCACGUUGUCGCAUAUCCUAUCUCUGCUGAGGUUAUUUCCUGGGCGGUUACUAUCCCAGAUACAGAGGGGGAGGAUAGUACGUGGCGGGCUGCUACUGCUGGAACCGAGCUGGAAUCCCUACGAGGGAAGCUGAGAGAGAGAUUAUCUGGCUUUGAAGACUGCGUUUUGGAAAUGGUAAACACCGCAGAUCGGAUCAUCUCGUAUGGUCUGUUUGACCGACGGGAGGUUCCUGCCGAACAGUGGUUUUCUGAUCGUGUAGUAUUGGUCGGUGAUGCGGCGCAUCCGACGAGUCCGCAUUUGGGGCAGGGGGCAAAUCAGGCUUUGGAGGAUUGCUAUCAUCUUUGUCUCAUGCUUCCGGAUCUGAGUUUGGAUGAGACGAACUGGGGUGUGGAGUUUGCGCGGUUGAGGCAGCCACGGACCUCGAUGUUGGUAAAGGAGGCUCGUCGGCUUGGGGAGCAGCGUGUUGUCGUGGGAGGGCCGGAGCGGUGUCGCGAGCGCGAUGCAAGUAUUGUGGAUGCUUGGAAGGAUGAGAAGGCCGUGGCGAGGGCGUUGGAUGGGUUGUUUAGAGAGCCGUUCUGA